This is a messenger RNA of Triticum turgidum subsp. durum (durum wheat), 1077 nucleotides long. NCBI's taxonomy places the organism in Eukaryota, Viridiplantae, Streptophyta, Magnoliopsida, Poales, Poaceae. The record is from the annotation of a GenBank genome assembly.
AUGCAGAUCGAAUCCAACACGAAGUAUUGCAGAGUCGAGGGAGCAGCAUCCGAGGAGGACCGGCUGAGUGACCUCCCCGACGACGUCCUCCACUCGAUCGUCGGCAGGGUCCCCCUCAAACAAGCCGUACGCACCAGCGCCCUCUCCACGAGGUGGGCGUGCCUGUGGCUCCACGCGCUCGCCGCCUCCGCCGUCCUCGACUUCACCGACAGCGAAUUCGUCCGCGGCCAGUUCCUGGGGCGGAUCGUGGCCACGGUGAACCGCUGCCUGGAGGUCCACGGCGCGGCUCCCAUCGACGUGUUCCGCGUGGCGCUGUCCCCGUUCGAUGCGUAUGGGCGGGACGUCGUCCGGUGGGCCGCGACCGCCUUGGUUAGAGGCGCCAGGGAAGUGGGGGUGGACCUGACGCAGCAUGCCGACGUCCGCGGGGCUCUGGAGCUUCCCGUGGACCUCUUCCAGGCCGAGAGCUCCCUUGCGGUGCUCAGCCUUGGCCGGUGCAGCCUCCGCGACGUCCCGCCCGGCACGCCGGGGCUCGCCGGUCUCACAUCGCUCUCCCUCAACCAAGUCGACGUCACCGACGAUGCUGUCCGGGACGUGGUCUCCAGGUGCCGGCUGCUCGAGUUUCUGAGCCUGGAGAGCUGCCACCUUCUCGUGUCGGUGAGGGUCGCCGGCGACAGGCUGCGGGGCCUGGAGAUCGUGCGCUGCCUGGCCAUGCGCCACCUGCAGGUGGCCGCGCCCGUGCUGGAGUCUGUUGCCUACCACGGCGACGUCCUCCUCAUCUGGAGAGAGGACGAGCCGUCAGGCGUGGAGUUCGUUGGCCCAGGCGGCAGGACCGAUGCCAGGCCGGAGCUAAAGGACGCGUACCUGACCCACAUCGGCUACGGCGAAUACGACGAAGUAAUUCACGAGUUCGCCUACUCAGGCUUCUUGGAUCAGGUCGCGCAUGCCAAGAUUUUGACACUUUGUUCCGUGGGCAUGCGGGUACGAUAUUCAAACAUGUUCUUGCCUAGGAAACCAAUCAGGCGAUUAACGGUGUCUUUCAUACGAUCAGCACCGGGAAGAAGAGCGACUGUUCGCUGA